AUGGCGACGCCGGGAGAAGAACCAAGCGCUGGGACGGAUCAACAAGACAACCACAAGCGCUGUAUCCCGUACAUCGCAGCAGUGACGACCGGAACGGUCUUCUGGGGCUACAUCAUCACCAAACGUGUCAACCGCAUGCUCAUAGGGCGCUACGACGACGUCGUGUACCAGAUCAGGAGGGCGGAGUCGCUGAGCAACAGGUUCAAGGCGUUCAAGCUGUUCACGAUAGGCGGCGCCGUGGUGCCUGCGGUGACGCUGGCGGCAGCGUAUGUAGCGGGUAGACGCCAGGAUAAAAGCGAGGAGCAGCUCUCGAAACAACUCAGGGACGAGGCGGUGGCGGCAUCGAAGGCAGCGUCGAGUAAACUCGCGGAUUGCACGUACAAUGCAAGCAAACGGCUGGAACGGAUAGCCGACGGGGUGAAAGGAUUGGGGCUGGAGCAGGCGGGGCAGCGCAUGGCAAACGACCUGCGAAACGACAUACAGGCAGCGAAGCGCUGGAUCAAGAACCUAUUCUGA
Molecule: messenger RNA, 516 nt
Organism: Babesia bigemina
Lineage: Eukaryota; Apicomplexa; Aconoidasida; Piroplasmida; Babesiidae
Exons: 1
Coding region: 1-516 (171 amino acids)
Source: RefSeq, a predicted model, not a curated record